GGGGGUGGGCGGGGUCCGGGACCACAGCAGGGGGUGCCACGGCAGUGCCUGGCAGGCAGCGUGGGCUGGGGCCUUGUCACUUAAGCAGAGAAGCCACUUCUUCUGGGCCCACAAGGCAGCUGUCCCAUGCUCUGCUGAGCACGAUACCAGCCAAUGCCAGCGGGAGCAUAAGAGGAGAGAGGGCAAACAAAGCACAGGUGUUCACGAUGCCACAGAGAAAGAUCAAUGAGACGGCCAAAGUGAGAGGCACUGUCCUUUCUGGCUACCUUUUAGGGAGGACAGUGGUGGUCCUGCCCACAGGCAAAUGCAGUGCCAUGCCUCUGCAACUCCUCCUGCUGCUGACUCUGCUGGGCCCUGGCAGCAGCUUCCGGCUGGGGGACAUCCAGGCAGACGGAGACAGGAAAGCCCCAGGCCCCCUGCUUGCCCAGGGGCGGAGGCAGGUGUUCGUGGAGGACGAGGAGGAUUCCGACUAUGUGUCAGAAGGCACAGACCCUCCCGAAACGCUUGAAGAGAUCACCAGUGUUGUGACCCAGAACCUCACGCUUCUGGCUGUGACCGGAACGUUGGAGCAGAGAGGCUCUGCAGAGCCCGGAGGCCCUGAACCUGCCACUGUGGAGGCUGCUACCAGGGACCCUGCUGGCCUGGACACAGGAGGGGCGACCAUGGGGAGUCUGAGCACAGAAUUGGCCACACAGUGGAUUCCGGUCACUCUGGACCCUCUGGUCACAGAACUGGCCACUGUGAACAUUUCCAUCACGGGUGCUCCAUCCAACAAGGGGGCUCUGUUUACGGGGCCAGCUACCAUGGAAGCUCAGGCCACUCAACCAGCAGCCACAGAAGCCCUGUCCACAGAACCCCCUGCCACGGAGGCCCUGACCACAGAACCCCCUGCCACGGAGGCCCUGACCACAGAACCCCCUGCCACGGAGGCCCUGACCACAGAACCCCCUGCCACGGAGGCCCUGACCACAGAAUCCACUGUCACGGAGGCCCUGACCACAGAACCCCCUGCCACGGAGACCCUGACCACAGAACCCCCUGCCACGGAGGCCCUGACCACAGAAUCCACUGUCAUGGAGGCCCUGACCACAGAACCCCCUGCCACGGAGGCCCUGACCACAGAACCCCCUGCCACGGAGGCCCUGACCACAGAACCCCCUGCCACGGAGGCCCUGACCACAGAACCCCCUGCCACGGAGGCCCUGUCCACAGAAUCCACUGCCACGGAGGCCCUGUCCACAGAAACCCCUCCCUCAGUGGCCCUGUCCAUGGAGCUAGCCACCAUGAAGAGCAUGCCUGGGGCAGCCAGCAAUCUGUCUGCCAUGCCCAACAUGAAAACUGGGCAGACUUUGCCCCCUGGGAUCUUCAUGGCCCCCAGCCCCGCAGGGCCCCCCGACCACAUCCCCGUGAAGCAGUGCCUGCUAGCCAUCCUCAUCCUGGCCCUGGUGGCCACUGUCUUCCUCGUGUGCACCGUGGUGCUGGCCGUCCGCCUCUCCCGCAAGAACCACACGUACCCUGUGCGGAAUUACUCCCCCACCGAGAUGGUCUGCAUCUCAUCCCUGCUGCCUGACGGGGUCGAGGGGCCCCCUGCCACGGCCAACGGGGGCCUGCCCAAGGCCAAGAGCCAGGGCCUGACGCCAGAGCCCGGGGAGGACCGCGAGGGGGACGACCUCACCCUGCACAGCUUCCUCCCUUAGCGCCCCCUGCCCGUGUUUGCCUGGGCGAGGCCCUGGCCGGCGGCCUCACUCCCUCCCUGGCCCACCCGGGCCGCCACCGGGCACCCAGACCUCCAUUCCAUGGGUCUGGGCUUCCUUGGAGACCCCUGGGGAUGGGGGUCUGUAGGGAAGGGACCCCGGCUGUCCCAGAAAAGACGAAGAGCAGCCACAGUCCUGUGGCCAAGCAGGACCAGCAAGUGGAACCACCUCCUCCUCCCUCCUGCCUCCAGGGGAGCCCGGCUGCCUCGGGCUGCAGACUAUGGGCAGCGGCCAUUUGGCCCAGAGAGACCCUCUUCUUCCUGUCCCCAUCGGACGUCUCCCACUGCCAUCCUCCUUUCUCCAGGCCACUGGAGUCUCUUCCCCACAGGCCCAAGGAAGACCGGGUUCCUCCACCCCACUCUCAUCGCCAUUUUCUUCUGGUUGCCAUGGUCACCAAACAGGAAGGGGACCUUUUGUAGAAGGUCAGGGAGGGGUGCUCAAAAGUGACAGAUUCCUGAGGCCAUUUCCUGCUGCUCUGCAGAUUUGCGGGAGCCCAGGGUGAGGCCUCAGACUGUGAGGGCUGGGGAGGGUUCGGAGCCCUUUCUUUGGCACUGUGUGGACCAAUGAGCUUCCCUCUGGUGGCAGAACAGCCCCCACUGUCCUCACUCACCUUCCCCUGUGGCCACUUUUCAGGGUGGGCUCUGGAUGGUUCACUGCAUUGUCCCCCUGCCUGGCCCAAGGCUGGGCACAGCACAGGCUCUCAAUAAAUGUGUGAUGAACA
Molecule: messenger RNA, 2475 nt
Organism: Lemur catta (Ring-tailed lemur)
Lineage: Eukaryota; Metazoa; Chordata; Mammalia; Primates; Lemuridae
Gene: SELPLG
Product: selectin P ligand
Exons: 3
Coding region: 207-1697 (496 amino acids)
Biological process (GO): leukocyte tethering or rolling; hemopoiesis
Cellular component (GO): plasma membrane
Source: RefSeq, a predicted model, not a curated record